AUGACUUUGGGUCAGUAUCCGAAUAAUACAAUGACCUUGGGUCGGUAUCCGAAUAAUACAAUGACUUUGGGUCGGUAUCCGAAUAAUACAAUGACUUUGGGUCGGUAUCCGAAUAAUACAAUGACCUUGGGUCGGUAUCCGAAUAACGCAAUGACCUUGGGUCGGUAUCCGAAUAAUACAAUGACUUUGGGUCGGUAUCCGAAUAAUACAAUGACCUUGGGUCGGUAUCCGAAUAACGCAAUGACCUUGGGUCGGUAUCCGAAUAACACAAUGACCUUGGGUCGGUAUCCGAAUAACGCAAUGACCUUGGGUCGGUAUCCGAAUAACACAAUGACCUUGGGUCGGUAUCCGAAUAACGCAAUGACCUUGGGUCGGUAUCCGAAUAACACAAUGACCUUGGGUCGGUAUCCGAAUAACGCAAUGACCUUGGGUCGGUAUCCGAAUAAUACAAUGACCUUGGGUCGGUAUCCGAAUAAUACAAUGACCUUGGGUCGGUAUCCGAAUAAUACAAUGACCUUGGGUCGGUAUCCGAAUAAUACAAUGACCUUGGGUCGGUAUCCGAAUAAUACAAUGACCUUGGGUCGGUAUCCGAAUAAUACAAUGACCUUGGGUCGGUAUCCGAAUAAUACAAUGACCUUGGGUCGGUAUCCGAAUAAUACAAUGACCUUGGGUCGGUAUCCGAAUAAUACAAUGACCUUGGGAAGGUAUCCGAAUAAUACAAUGACCUUGGGUCAGUAUCCGAAUAAUACAAUGACCUUGGAUACCUGA
This is a messenger RNA of Procambarus clarkii (red swamp crayfish), 768 nucleotides long. The record is from RefSeq and is a predicted model, not a curated record. Lineage: Eukaryota; Metazoa; Arthropoda; Malacostraca; Decapoda; Cambaridae.